GUCCAACAUCGUCCUCUUCUCGGGCCUUCCUAGUCAACCAAACAGGCAAAGAUGGGUCGCCGUCCCGCCCGCUGCUACAGGCAGUCGAAGGGUAAGCCCUACCCUAAGUCCCGCUUCUGCCGUGGUGUGCCCGACCCCAAGAUUCGCAUCUACGAUGCGGGCAUGAAGAGGGCGGAUGUGGACACCUUCCCGUGCUGCGUGCACCUGGCCAGUUGGGAGAAGGAGAACGUGACCAGCGAGGCUCUGGAGGCUGCCCGUGUGGCCGCCAACAAGUACAUGGUCAAGAACGCCGGCAAGGAAGCCUUCCACCUGCGUGUGCGCGUGCACCCCUUCCACGUGCUGCGCAUUAACAAGAUGCUUUCGUGCGCUGGAGCCGAUAGGCUCCAGACCGGUAUGCGUGGUGCCUUCGGCAAGCCCACCGGCACCUGCGCGCGUGUGCAGAUCGGCCAGGUGCUGAUGAGCAUCCGCUGCCGUGACCAGCACGGCGCCGUGGCCGAGGAGGCCCUGCGCCGCGCUAAGUUCAAGUUCCCUGGCCGGCAGAAGAUCAUCAAGUCCAACAACUGGGGCUUCACCAACCUGACCCGCAAGGACUACAAGCUCUACCGCGAGGAGGGCCGCCUGGUCAACGACGGCUCCCACGUGAAGCUGAUCAACCACAAGGGCCCCCUGUCGGAGCGCGAGGCCUCCAACAUCUUCGACUACCCCGCCCGCACCCACCACAUCCCCAUGCACAAGAGCGACGACGAGUAAAGCACUGGACUUGUUCUGGUGACCGUGCACGUCUCGCAGCAAGCGGCUAUGGCGUAAUGCGCAGUGUACGGCUGGGCUGAGAGGCUUGGCUUGUGAAGCUACCGGACCAGGAAAGCACAGCGAGGUGUUGCUUUGGGGUAACGGGGUUUUUCUGCGCAUGUGCGGCUGUAGUCGCGUUGUGUGGGAGUACACGGUGUUGACGCGGCAUGGGGUUGGUCCCGUGCAAGUCUUGUGUCGCGUUGACGUGAAGGUGCGAUGAUGCUGUUGGCUGCGGCCGUGGGUGCUCUGCCGUUGGGUGUGCUACCGACUACCGCA
Astrephomene gubernaculifera is the source of this 1065-nucleotide messenger RNA. The record is from the annotation of a GenBank genome assembly. NCBI's taxonomy places the organism in Eukaryota, Viridiplantae, Chlorophyta, Chlorophyceae, Chlamydomonadales, Astrephomenaceae.